CCGGCUGGGCGGGGGGGGGAGGAAGGGGCGGGGCAGAGAGCCCCUCCACCCGGAGCGUGGAGUCGCGGCUGGGACGCGGCUGGGCGCUCUGGCGACGCUGAGCUUGGCAGCUUCUCCCGGCAGACCCCUCCCGAACCGGCGAUGGAGUUCCCGGACCUGGGGGCGCACUGCUCGGAGCCCAGCUGUCAGCGCCUGGAUUUCCUGCCACUCAAGUGCGACGCCUGCUCGGGCAUCUUCUGCGCGGACCAUGUGGCUUACGCCCAGCAUCACUGUGGCUCUGCUUACCGAAAGGAUAUCCAAGUACCUGUGUGCCCCCUCUGUAAUGUGCCUGUGCCUGUGGCCAAGGGGGACUCCCCGGACCGUGCUGUGGGGGAGCACAUUGACCGAGACUGUCGUUCGGACCCAGCGCAGCAGAAACGGAAGAUCUUCACCAAUAAGUGUGAGCGUGCUGGCUGUCGGCAGCGGGAAAUGAUGAAACUGACCUGUGAUCGCUGUGGCCGAAACUUCUGCAUCAAGCACCGUCAUCCACUGGACCACGAUUGCUCUGGGGAGACACAUCCAACCAGUAGGGCAGGACUUGCUGCCAUCUCCAGAGCACAGAGUCAGGCUUCUUCCAGCACCUUCUCCAGCCCAAGUAGGACCUUGCCCUCAUCUACCUCUCCCAGCAGUAGGACAGCAGCCCAGUCUCCAUCCCGGACAGCGUCUCCAGUGGUUGCUCUGCAGAAUGGCUUGACUGAGGAUGAGGCUCUGCAGCGAGCUCUGGAACUAUCCCUGGAAGAGACCAAACUCCCAGUCCCCAGCUCUCAGGAGGAGGAAGACUUAGCUUUAGCACAAGCACUGUCAGCCAGUGAGGCAGAAUACCAACGGCAGCAGGCUCAAAGCCGCAGCUUGAAGCCGACCAACUGCAGCCUGUGCUAGGGCCGUGGGCUUGGGGAGGGAGGCUCGGCUGAGGAGGACUGUGGCCCUCACCUCUAGGGUCCACAGAGAGAGGAGGCCCCGAGAAGCCUGGUGUGAAGAUGAGCAGGAGUGACCGGAGGCCCUGCUGGGGGACAUUGGAAGCAGAGGCUUGUGGAGCUGAGCGCAUGGGGGGCCUGCUGGCCUCUAGCUGCAGGGGGGAAUCAUUGAGGGGACCAGCCAGGCCCCACUCGGCGCCCCUGCCUAUUAUCCUCUACGGGGGCCUGUUCCUGUGUAUUGGGGGCCAGGAGGGGCCUGGAAAGAAUAAAGAAUCUUGGCAGUC
Messenger RNA from Erinaceus europaeus (western European hedgehog), 1237 nucleotides. RefSeq names its product zinc finger AN1-type containing 2B (gene ZFAND2B). The coding region runs from base 142 to 918 and encodes 258 amino acids. Gene Ontology annotation, biological process: protein targeting to ER; proteasome-mediated ubiquitin-dependent protein catabolic process. Lineage: Eukaryota; Metazoa; Chordata; Mammalia; Eulipotyphla; Erinaceidae. The record is from RefSeq and is a predicted model, not a curated record. Gene Ontology annotation, molecular function: zinc ion binding. The transcript is spliced from 9 exons. Gene Ontology annotation, cellular component: cytoplasm; endoplasmic reticulum.